Messenger RNA from Gaeumannomyces tritici R3-111a-1, 3200 nucleotides. RefSeq names its product glycosyl hydrolase. Gene Ontology annotation, molecular function: steryl-beta-glucosidase activity. Lineage: Eukaryota; Fungi; Ascomycota; Sordariomycetes; Magnaporthales; Magnaporthaceae. The record is from RefSeq and is a predicted model, not a curated record. Gene Ontology annotation, biological process: ergosteryl 3-beta-D-glucoside catabolic process. The transcript has 3 exons. Bases 469 to 2841 code for a protein of 790 amino acids.
GUGAUAUUCUUUGUGUUUGGCUCUUGCAGUGCUGAAGAGAGUCUGUUUAAUGAGGCGACGGAUAACGAUGGUAAGGCCCUGGGGAUGAUUUCUCAGUCGCUUGGCGGUGAGGGCCAGUCUCGUGCACAAUGCGUCUGCUGAGCCCGGCCGCCCUCCCCUGUUUUCACUCUUGCGAUUUUCGAGGGCGAGCAGCUACGCCCGCGCCGAUUUGUUCAAUUCGUUGGCAGGGACAGCUGGAGCGGCCAAUACGCCGACCCCGGGCGUCCAAGCUCCAAAAACCCACCAACACAAUCCUUGUCAACGUCAUUGAAACCGGGGACGACCAGCUUUCCGCAUCGACGUAUCCUAACCGAGCUUGGAGCAGCCCCUAACGACGGUGCGAGGCUUCGUCUGCGACAAGUCACCUUCGCCGUGCUAGGUUCCUCUCAGGCUACCUCUGUGCUGUCGUUGCUCCCACGCUGCGUGCAAAUGGCUCCUCUCAGACUCACGAUCAAGGACGGCGGCUUCCUUGACCGGCAAGGCCGCCAGAUCGUCCUUCGAGGCAUAAACGUUGCAGCCGACGCAAAGUACCCAAGCAAGCCAAACCAGCCGGCACAAGUCGCUGAGGAUUUCUUCGACGGCGACCAUGUCAACUUCCACGAGCGCCCGUUUCCCAAGGACGAUGCUCACGUCCACUUCGCCCGCCUGAAGCGCUACGGCUACAACACCAUUCGCUAUAUCUUCACCUGGGAGGCCAUUGAGGCCGCGGGGCCCGGCAUCUAUGAUGAGGAGUGGAUCCAGCACACCAUCGACAUACUCAGGAUAGCCAAGAGCUAUGGCUUCCACGUCUUCAUGGACCCUCAUCAGGAUGUCUGGUCUCGCUUCUCGGGUGGCUCUGGAGCGCCCCUAUGGACUCUCUACGCGGCCGGCCUCAACCCACAGAGCUUCGCCGCGACCGAAGCUGCCCUCGUGCAGAACACCUACCCCGACCCGGCCAACUUCCCCAAGAUGAUCUGGUCGACAAACUACUACCGACUCGCCGCCGCCACAAUGUUUACGCUGUUCUUUGCCGGCAGGGACUUUGCCCCCAAGUGCAUCAUAGACGGCCAGAAUAUACAGGACUAUCUGCAGGGGCAUUUCUUCGGGGCUAUCUCACGCCUUGCGCAGCGCAUUCACGAGGCUGGGGACAUCGAGGACGAAGUGGUGUUCGGCUGGGAGACGCUCAACGAGCCGAACAAAGGCAUGAUUGCAUACGAGGACAUCAGCGUCAUCCCCAAGGAGCAAGCCCUGAAGAAGGGGACGAGCCCCACCAUCUGGCAGGCCAUGCUCACGGGAAUGGGGAGAGCCUGCGAGGUCGACAGCUGGGACAUGGGUAACAUGGGCCCGUACAAGGUCGGGAGAACACUGGUGGAUCCUCACGGGGAGAUCGCUUGGCUCCCGGCCGACUACGACGAGUCGCGCUACAACUACAAAAGAGAUCCAGGUUGGAAGCUGGGCGAGUGCAUCUGGGCCCAGCACGGCGUCUGGGAUCCGUCCACCGACACUCUUCUCCGUAAAGACUACUUCCACAAGAGUCCGAGCACCGGGGAGACGCUCGACUACGAAGUCUUCACCAACACAUAUUUUAUGCAAUAUGUUCGCAAGUAUCGGGAUACGUUCCGCGCCUAUCACAAGGACGCCGUUUUGCUCCUCCAGCCGCCCACCUUGGAGCUGCCACCGAGGAUCAAGGGCACAGCGGAUGACGAGAACAACAUGAUCUACGCGCCUCACUAUUACGACGGUAUUACGCUCAUGACAAAGAGCUGGAAGUGGUGGAAUGUCGAUGUACUGGGAGUGCUGCGGGGGCGCUAUAUCAGUCCGGUCUUUGCCAUCAGGCUGGGCGAGACGGCCGUGCGGAAUUGUUUCAGGGAACAGCUGGCUGCCAUGCGAAAGGAGGGGUUGGACUACAUGGGCAAUCACCCCUGCGUUCUGACCGAAUUCGGCAUCCCCUACGACAUGGACCAGAAGGCGGCUUACAAGACAGGGAACUACUCGAGCCAGUCUGCCGCCAUGGACGCAAACCACUUUGCUGUGGAGAUGGCGCCAAUGGAGGGCUAUACCUUAUGGGUUUACUGCGCAAAGAACGACCACGAAUGGGGUGACCAAUGGAACGGCGAGGACCUGUCGAUCUACUCGUUGGACGACAAGCAACUCCCCGUCUCCCCUCUGCCGCCCUCGCUGGAGAUGGCACAGCAAUCAACAACAAGUCUGGCGAAAAUCAACACUUCGGCCUCGGGCCAGCAGCAAGGACAGGACUCGCUGAUCGAGGAUGGGUCAACGGUCACGCCAACUAACCUCCGGCGAGCGCUGACCACGCCAUCGAUAUCUUCUGCGAACCCACAAGGGGUGACAUCGCCAGAGCUGACCAACGCGCCUGGUUAUCGGGCGGCCGAGGCAUUUGUGCGUCCUUCGCCAGUGGCCGUCGCCGGCAGCAUCGCGAGCUACGUGUUUGAUUUGCGCCGAUGCGAGUUCAAGCUUGACGUCCGGGCGUCGAAGCUACCACCCUCGAGCAGCGACGACGACGACGGCGGCAACAGCGGUGGAUCGCCACCAACCGUGGUGUUUCUGCCCGACUACCACUUCCCCAAGGACGCAUGCACGAUUGAGGUCAGCUCAGGUAAGUGGGAGAUCAGCACGGACGACUCGGAGGGUGCCUUGGUGCAGCGGCUCCGCUGGUGGCACGCUGAAGGAGAGCAGAGCCUGAAGGUGACGGGCGUUGUACGAACGCACAACGUGGGCGAGUACGGGCCCGGCGGUGGCGAGGAAGACCCGGGUUAUUAUCAAACGGUGCAGAACAUUUUCGGACAGUGCACCAUGAUGUAGACGGACGGCAGGCGCGCGCUGUGUCUGGCCUCGUGGCCUCGUGGUGGCAUCUUGGCUUCCCCCAUGUUUGUUUGAUCUUUUUGUCACUGUUUUUGUUUUCGUCAUGCGGACGGAUGCCCGUUUGAUCGAACAGCGUCCCGGGCUUCGGCAAAUAAUAUUUACCCCGAACCAUGAAAGCGUUUGGCUAUUGGAUGGAGCAUUCUUUCUCAACAUAUGCGGAUAGGUAUCCUCUAUCGUCACGGCUUUGUGGGGACUAGGCUGGUCAUGACAGCAUCCCCCAGUGUAUUAGACAGGAUGAACCCUGAACCCAUGAGAUCUGCUAGACGGAUCGGAUGAGACCGACCUGAGCCUUUGCCAGA